CCCCUACACACAAUCACAUACCAUGUUCAAAAGACCCCUGAUUAUAUUAUAUCCCUACGCAAGCCGUUCUUUCGGGGUCAUUGUCUUGUCUGCCUCAUAUGCCACCUAAAACUACCUAUUCCAGUACUACGUAUACGACUAUACGGCCCUUUUACUCCAUCUCCACACUCCUACAAAUCCCCUAUUCUUCCCAAGUCUCAAACUAUCUCAGUGGCACUGAGGAAACCCUGAGACAUUUGGGGCGAGGUUCCGAUUUCUGAUACCUUUUGUCACCCUAUCGCCGAAGUACCGAACCCCUACAGUACCAUCCCGCCGACCCUCUCAUUUUCAGCCUUCUCCAAAGCAACCUCGACAAGGCGGCUGAUGAAAUGACAUAAACACCAGGCUAACUCGUCGCCCCAUAGACGGGACUAUUCACUUCAUUUCGCAUCGCCUUAUUUCUUGCUUCUUUUUUAACGUUUAUGCCUUCUGGAUAUAUAUACAAUUCAUGGUUCCUGCUCUCUCGGUCAGUCCGUGAAUUGUCGCCACUCUGGAAUAGGAGACGCGCCAGCCUCCUCCGUCGCCUCCACAUGCUGCACAGUUCAGCUCGUGGCAAAGAAAAGACGUACGAUCAUCAUGGAAAUCCCUCGCUAUGCGUCGGCGCAUCGCUUGGCAUUUGCGCUGCCCGAAAUAUACAUACAGACCUCGAAUCCGUCCGAGAGGAAGGCCAUGACAAUUCGAUCAAGCCCUAACACCCUGGGAUCCUCUCCACCCUCCUCUGCCAGCCCUAUGUCGAUACCGAACGCGCGGGGGGACGAUUUGCCGCCGCCACCGUUACCGCCACCGCGAUACGUCAAUCAUGAGCGAGAAGGCAGUGGGGCGAGGACAGUUGAUCCGGGUUGGGAAUGGAGCAAUUCCAGAGAAGAACAUGGCUGGGGGAAACCAUCUUCUGUAAAAUCGGGUUCGAGUCUAUACGGAAGCCUUUCGGGCUAUGGGAAUGGCAUCAUGGACUCUGUCGAAUAUCGUCGUGGGAGUUCUGCCUCUACCAUAAAGUCCAUAUCUGGAGUCGACUCAUACAAUAGCUCGUGCCCGAAGGUGGACGAGGGCUAUGCGAGCCUUUCUACAUGCGGAAGCAUAGGCUCUACCAAUUCAAGGCAUGAAUAUUCGAUACCUCGGAGACCUGGAUUCCAAAGUUCAGUACACGAGAAAUACCGGACCAAUACACAGACAUAUGACAAAUCCGUACUACAGAAGCUCAACUCGAGAAGGGGAGGUGAUAUUUCAACAUCCCCCCGAAGUUACGGAAGGGCGCCUUUCAGCAAAUCUUUCAACGACAGCGUGCCAUCGUCGCCGCUGGGCCAGAAGCAUGGGCUGUCUCACCAGAAGCCUUUAUCUCUGCCAGCAAUGAACCCAAAACUUAGUCCCUUGGAAAGUCCAAUUUCUAGGGGGGCGAGUGGAGGUUCAGCACCCAUUGCACCAAGUAUGCGUAAUGGGGGGCAAUAUGGCUACAGAUCACCGAGUGAACGGGACGAUACGGAGCAAUCUCCACGGCCGUAUAGCAGGCAAACGACCCACGAUUUUGACGACGCUUUCAGUACGGUUAGCUAUUCAUAUCAAGGCAGCCACUACACGGAUAACGAGUCCGACUUUCCCAUGGAGGAGACGGGUUUCCAGCGCCUUCAUAUCGACGACGGGAUGAGGCGAUCAGAUGGGCAACCACUGAGCGCAGCUGCUGGACAGAAGAGGAGGGCGUCAUCGCCUCCCGUUGAUGACGGGCCACCAGAUUUGUACAGGAGGAGGGAGCAAGCCUCCCGUGCCUCGCCAGCUCCGCGGAAUCAUUCCGACCACGGAUCUAUUUCUUCGUCUACCUCUGGACCUCGAAGCGCAUCAUUAAAUUCUGUUCCCUCGCUAGCUGCUAGCAGCAUGAGCACUGUUGAUUCUUACGGCCGACUUUCGCCUGGGGGUCGUUCUCCUGGCGCUAUUUCGCCUCUUGGAUAUUCUACUGAUACCUAUUACCCUGGCGCUGUUUCUCCCCGCACGAUGGAUGGGCAUGAUUCGCCCUUUUCCAUGUCUCUGGCUGCUACUAGUGCGCCUCUCGAGCACCCACGACACCCCCACAGGGCUAUCUCUGAUUCGAGGCCUAUUGUCUCUGCUCAUAAGUCUCUGGAUACCGUCAACCAGCCCAAAAAUGACAUCCUGAAGGUCCAGAGCGGAUAUGUGUGCGACUGCUGUCCCAAGAAGCCCAAAAAGUUCGACACGGAGGAAGCACUAGCUGCCCACGAGUCCGAGAAGCAGUACGAAUGCGCAUAUUGCAAGAACCGCUUCAAGAACAAAAACGAAGCCGAGCGCCACCAAAACUCCCUCCACCUCCGCCGCCACUCCUGGUCCUGCGCCGCGCUCGCGGGCUACGUAGACGCCUUCCACACCUCCCCCACCGCGCCCAACGACGCCGACACCUGCGGCUACUGCGGCGACGAGUUCGCGCGCAGCGGCCACGGGAUCCUGGGGAAUGGGCAGGAGGGCAAGGUGCCGACGGAGCGCGAUUGGGAGGCCAGGAUCCAGCAUCUGGUUGAUCUGCAUAAAUUCCGCGAGUGCAAUCAUACGAAGAAGUUCUUUCGCGCGGAUCACUUUAGGCAGCAUCUUAAGCAUAGUCAUGCGGGGACGAGCGGGAAGUGGACGAAUAUGCUGGAGAAUGCGUGUAUGAGGGAUGAGCCGCUGCCGGUGGCGAGGAUCAAUGAGGAGGAGGAAUAA
This is a messenger RNA of Pseudogymnoascus destructans, 2730 nucleotides long. RefSeq lists its product as uncharacterized. The transcript is spliced from 3 exons. The record is from RefSeq and is a predicted model, not a curated record. Bases 616 to 2730 code for a protein of 704 amino acids. Lineage: Eukaryota; Fungi; Ascomycota; Leotiomycetes; Thelebolales; Thelebolaceae.